Cornus florida is the source of this 1152-nucleotide messenger RNA. RefSeq lists its product as uncharacterized. The record is from RefSeq and is a predicted model, not a curated record. The coding region runs from base 1 to 1152 and encodes 383 amino acids. NCBI's taxonomy places the organism in Eukaryota, Viridiplantae, Streptophyta, Magnoliopsida, Cornales, Cornaceae. Gene Ontology annotation, molecular function: zinc ion binding; nucleic acid binding. The transcript has a single exon.
AUGGAUCAGGAGCAAGUUGAGGAAGAUAUCUUAUUGCGUGAUUUGGUCCCACUAAGAGAGGGACAAGCGAGGGGGACCGUUGACCCACCUUUUCAGAUAAAUAGGGAGCAGUUGAGGUUAGCCGUUCAGGAGGCUAUUUUUAAUGCAUAUCGACCGACAGGUGCGUCAUCGACACAGUUUGUGCCACCACCGGCACCACCACCACCUCCAAAGAAAAAUGAGUUAGAUGAUACUCUUUACCACAUUGCAAAAUUUGUGAAGUUGAUGCCAACUCUGUUUGAGGGUGGUCCAGAUCCGCUUGUUGUGGAUAGUUUCAUGGAUAGGGUGGAGAAGCAUAUUAAUGCCAUGAAUUUGGCAACGGACAAGUUGAAGAUUACAGUGGCUACUUACAAUUUUGUGGGCGAUGCUGAGAUUUGGUGGAAGACCGUUUCUCACACCCAUAAUCUGGAUACUAUGACAUAUGCUACUUUUAAGAAGUUGUACUAUGAGAAGUACUUUCCGGGGCCUAAGCGGAGGGAACUAAAGAAGGAGUUUGAUGAGUUGAAGCAAGGAAGCAUGACAGUUACAGAGUAUGAGAAUAAGUUUACAUCGCUUUUGAGGUUUGCACCGGGGAUUACUAAUGAUGAGGAAGGAAAGAUAGAGAAGUUUGUUGAUGGUCUUAAUCCCACCAUCAGGCCAAUUGUAGCUACCUCAGAACCGACAGAGUAUGCAAAAGCAGUGCGAAAGGCCUUAGUAGUUGAGGCUGAAAGCAGGGACAGUAAGGCUAUCAGGGAAUCCUACAAGCACAACAGGGGUAUGAGUGCUUUCUCCGAGGGUCAAUCAAGUAAGAAGCAGAAGCAUGAGCAAUCAGGGUUCGAAGGACAGCAGCCAGUCAGAUCCGCCCCCACAGCUUCAGUGUCCAUGGGGUCUACUACACCGAAUGUUACUUGUUUUAGAUGCGGACAGCUGGGACAUUACAAAUCCCAAUGCACUCAGACACAGGUAGCUCAAAUGAUUUGUUUCAAGUGUGGGCAGCCAGGGCAUCACAAGUCUCAGUAUACUCAGAUUCAGGUGGCAUCUGGUGGAUAUUUCGGGUGUGGCCAGCAGGGCCAUAGGGUGAAAGAUUGUCCACAGCGGGGCAGUGGUUUGGGCAGAGGUGGAGGUUCACAGUAG